Lactuca virosa is the source of this 444-nucleotide messenger RNA. Lineage: Eukaryota; Viridiplantae; Streptophyta; Magnoliopsida; Asterales; Asteraceae. The record is from the annotation of a GenBank genome assembly.
AUGGAAAUGGUGGCUGCCGCUUAUUCCUCUCAGUUUCAGUUCCAAUCAUUCUGUUUCGCCAAAUCCAUAAAUAAAUCGAUCAUACCCGGAAGCGUAAUGUGUUUCAAACCCAGUUCAAAAUCAGUCGCUAUCCGAGCCAUAGGCCAGAACUUUCAACAUUGCUUCACCAAAAAAGAAGAUGAAUAUAUGUAUUGUGAGGUUGUUAAGGUCCAAGAAGUCUUGGAUGCUGCUGAAAGAACGCCUUUUUAUCUUUACAGUAGGCCGCAGAUAACCAGAAAUAUCGAAGCUUAUAAACAUAUGAGGAAGAUGGGCCGUGGGGCUGUUGUGUUCAAUGGCAAUGAGCUCAGAUUGACCAUUGAUGCUGGCUUCGAUCCUUCCAGAAAUAGUGGACUUUUGGCAACUUGUUGCUUCAAAUUGGUGUUAAAACUCCUCCGUGGAGAUUGA